Ahaetulla prasina is the source of this 2367-nucleotide messenger RNA. It is a transcript of the gene KCTD21, whose product is annotated as potassium channel tetramerization domain containing 21. Gene Ontology annotation, biological process: protein homooligomerization; ubiquitin-dependent protein catabolic process. NCBI's taxonomy places the organism in Eukaryota, Metazoa, Chordata, Lepidosauria, Squamata, Colubridae. Bases 785 to 1567 code for a protein of 260 amino acids. The record is from RefSeq and is a predicted model, not a curated record. The transcript is spliced from 4 exons. Gene Ontology annotation, molecular function: cullin family protein binding; histone deacetylase binding.
UAAAGGUAGUCCUCGACUUACAACCACAAUGGAGCCCCGAAUUGUCCAUUGGUGAGCAAGGCAGUUGUUGACUUUGGCCUCAUUUUACGACCGUCUUUCUUUAACCGUAGUUGUUAAGUGAAUCGCUGGCGUUGUUCACUUAGCCACAGGGUCGUUAAGCGAAUUGGACUUCCCCCCUCCCCCUCCCAUUUGAUUUUGCUUUUCUGAAGGUCGUAAAAGGGGAUCAUGGGACACACAACCCCGGACGCUACGACGGUCAUAAAUACAAGUCAGUUGCCGAGCGUCUCUGGAUUUUGAUCACGUGACUGUGGGGAAGGCGGCAACGGUUGUAACUGUGAAAAACCGUCAUGAGUCACUUUUUCCAGGGCUGUUGCAACGUUGAACUGUCCCUAAAUGAACCGUUGUAAGUCGAGAACUACCUGUAUAGUCCCGUGCACUGAAACGUGGACCAGAAACCAAAAUGUGAUAUUGUGUGUUUUCUCUGGGAAAGGGAUCAGAAGUGGGAUUCAGCCAGUUCCCACCGGUUCGGGCAAACCGGUAGUGGCGAUCGCAGGUGGGCCUGCCCACCCGCCCCGUCUUCAAGUCGUGCUAUUCAGGCACAUUUUCGAGGCUCGGCACAUGCGCGGAAGGCGUGCGAACGAGCAAAACGCAUGCGCGGAAGGAGAACCGGUAAUAGAGGUUCUUGGAAAUCCAGACGAUGGCCCAGUUUAACCAGUUUGGGACAACUACCUUGCAAACCUGGAUCCUUUGAAAGAAGACCGUCUGAUCUGCUGCAUUCCCAGCCAUGUCGGAACCCAUAACGCUGAAUGUUGGCGGGAAGUUAUACACGACCUCCCUCUCCACUUUGACCAGCUUUCCGGACUCUAUGCUGGGUGCCAUGUUCAGUGGGAAGAUGCCCACCAAAAGGGACAGCCAAGGCCACUGCUUCAUUGACCGAGACGGCAAAGUUUUCCGCUACAUCCUCAACUUCUUGAGAACUUCUCACCUGGACCUUCCCGAGGACUUCCAAGAAAUGGGCCUGCUUCGGCGAGAAGCGGACUUUUACCAGGUCCAACCACUCAUUGAGGCUCUACUGGAGAAGGAAGUGGAGCUCUCUAAAGCUGAGAAAAACGCGAUGCUGAACAUCACUUUGGAUCAAAGGACACAAACGGUUCAUUUCACCGUCCGGGAAGCUCCUCAGAUCUACAGCUUGUCCUCUUCUAACAUGGAGGUGUUCAGCGCUCACAUCUUCAGCACUUCCAGUUUGUUCCUCAAACUCCUGGGCUCCAAGCUUUACUACUGCUUCAACGGCAACCUGGCCUCCAUCUCUACUUAUUUAGAAGAUCCCUACCACGUCACCUUGGAUUGGGUGGCCAGCGUGGAAGGUCUACCCGAAGAGGAAUACACAAGGCAGAACCUAAAGAGGCUGUGGGUCCUUCCCACCAAGAAACAAAUUAACAGUUUCCAGGUUUUUGUGGAGGAAGUGCUAAAAAUUGCCAUGAGUGAUGGGUUUUGUGUAGACUCCACUCACCCACACACGACGGAUUUCAUGAACAAUAAGAUUAUUCGGCUGAUCCGGUACAGAUAAGACAUAGAACCGGUUUUCUGUCAACGCUGCGACGUGUCACCGGCUCACAGCCUGGAGCUGACUUCGCAAACCAUGGGCUAAUCCAAACCUUGGUUCUAACUGGAGAAGGCCUUCACUAAAAUGACUAACCCAGAUGUGCUAAAACUAGAAAACAGGGAUGUGAUGAAUUUUUAUGUGGGAAGUACGUAGGCGUCUUGCUCCGUAAAAAUUCGCCGUUCACCUUGAAGGAAAAUCAUUAGGAAACCCACUAAGAGGUGGUCCUCAGUUUAUAACCAUACAGGUAGUCCUCGACAUAACAACAGUUCAUUUAGUGACUGUUUCAAAGCUACAGAGUCCUUUUGCGACCUUCUGACAAGCCAGGUCAGGUGGCGGGGAAACCAGAUUCGUUGAACUAUCAGGUUACUAAUUUAAGAACUGCAGUGAUUCACUUAACCAAAGUGGUGAGAAAAGUCGAAAAUGUCUCACUCGGCAGCAUCAGCUGUGGUCGUAAAUUGAGGACACUUAUAAUUUCAAACGGUCAUUAAACAAAUGGUUGGAGGUCAAGGAAUAACUUUAUGAUAUUUUUUAUACUUUAUGAUGAACUGCGGUAGGCGCAGUGGUUAGAAUGCGGUACUGCAGGCUACUUCUGCUGACUGCCGACUGACUGCAAUUUGGCAGUUCGAAUCUCACCAGGCUCAAGGUUGACUCAGCCUCCCAUCCUUCCGAGGUCGGUAAAAUGAGGACCCAGAUUCUGGGGGGCAAAAUGCUGACUCUGUAAACCACUUAGAGAGGGCUGUAAAGCACUGUGAAGCCUAUAUAAG